Hirsutella rhossiliensis is the source of this 1254-nucleotide messenger RNA. RefSeq lists its product as uncharacterized. The transcript has a single exon. Lineage: Eukaryota; Fungi; Ascomycota; Sordariomycetes; Hypocreales; Ophiocordycipitaceae. Bases 1 to 1254 code for a protein of 417 amino acids. The record is from RefSeq and is a predicted model, not a curated record.
AUGGCCUCCCAAGAAAACUCAGCGCCGCGGAAGCUUCAGUUUGGCAUCCAGGUUCGAUACGCGUCGCGACCAGGGGAACUAGAGCCCUUCCCAAGCCCGUUUUCGGGGUACUCUGACAGAGUCAAAAGGGAACUUGGGCGAGAGGAUAGACGCGCCUAUCAAGCCCAGGCUCUGCAAAGCAACGGGCUCCAGUCGGGGCUUGAACUGCCGGCGGUGUCGGAGAGCGGGUGUUCCCAUGAGUCGUUCAGGGACUAUGCGCCUCUCGAGAUCCUGGCCGGCGGAAACGUGCGCAUCAUGGACCCGUCCACGAUCCCGCUCGCCAAGAGAGAUGGAAAAAACAUCAGGUCCAAGUACUGGCUGAUCCGGAGCGGGCUCGAACACGAACGGCCAAAGGCCUUCGUGGGCUGGUACAAUACGGAGCUCAACUCGCCUAUCCUACCCGAGGAGGGGGCGACUUACGGCUUUUCCCGGGUUGCCCGGGCUCUUUGCACCAUUUACAUGGCCAAUAAAAUUCACCAAAGCAGGUCCUGCGUGAUGCAUUUCCAUGUAAGUCCCGUAGAGGGACUCGAGGUCCGGCAGGCCCAACGAGCUGCCACACUCGUCUUUUUGCUUGAAGUUCCCCUUCUGUUCCGCUUGAGCAUCAGGACCCGCGGUAAUCUGCCCCUGGAGCUCGAACGGGGCGCGACCUUUGUUCUCCAGAAUCGGGAGAUGUGGCCAGAGGAAGAAGUCUUUGCCGACGAGGUCGAGACCUGGCUGUCUCGCUCCUUUCUCCAGACCCACCGUGACAAGAUGAGGCAGCUCUGGGGCGCACUCGACAUCGAGGGCGUGGGCAAGAUGAUUGAGGCCGAUCAGAAAGUGUUCAGCCCGUUUGACAAAACCGCUCUCAGGGUGGACUGCCAUCUCCAUCCCGAUGGCACCCGGGACUAUUCUCUCGAGUUUAGUCACGCCCAGGCGAGCUUCAACAUGCCCUUUGUCAACAACUGGACCAAGCUCUUGCUCCUCAUCGUCAAGCUGGCGGACCUGCCUUGCCAGAAGUACUCGAAACUGGUCGAAAAGCUGUGGGAGAUUGUCGAUGGUGUCACUGACAAGUCCACCAUUUGGCCACAGUUGCUGAAAGAGCUCAAUGCCCAGACGCCUAAGACAUGGAACUACAGCAUCGACGAGGCAUAUUGGGCCACGCGGGUGCGGGAAAACAUGGACCCGAUGAAUGAUUACCCCGGUGUCGGGUUUGGUCAUAUGGCCAUGGCGGAGUAA